Chlorella variabilis is the source of this 2100-nucleotide messenger RNA. RefSeq lists its product as hypothetical. The record is from RefSeq and is a predicted model, not a curated record. Lineage: Eukaryota; Viridiplantae; Chlorophyta; Trebouxiophyceae; Chlorellales; Chlorellaceae. The coding region runs from base 1 to 2100 and encodes 699 amino acids. Gene Ontology annotation, molecular function: DNA binding. Gene Ontology annotation, cellular component: nucleus. The transcript has 7 exons.
AUGCCUGCCCCCGCCUGCUGCCUCCAGUGCGCCCAUUUCCACCCUGUGGACGCUUUCGACGAGGGCCGACGCAGCUGCCGGCACAGCCUGGAGCGGCACAGGCAGCGGCGCAGGGAACUGCUGCUGCGCCGGCAGAAGGAGCAGCAGCAGGCGGAGAAGGAGCAGCAGGAGGAGCCGCAGCAGCGGGUGGCGCCGAAGGAGCAGCGUCCCAGCAAAGUGGGGCAAACCAGGCAGCAUCACAAGCCCGCAGCGCAGCAGCAGCAGGCGCCCGCUCCAGCCAGCCAGAAGCGGCAGCCAGCAGCGGCGACGGCGGCGGCGACGAUCUCGCAGGCGGCCUCGCUCCCGGCUGCGGCCUGCCUCGCCCCGCCUGCUGCUGCGCCGCUGGCAGUGCCCCCCCGCGGGCUGUCAGGGCAGGCGCCCGGCAGCUGGCAGCUGGCCGCCGCCUGCGACUUCUGGAGCCCGGCGCCGCUGCCGCCGCCGCCGCCGCUGCCGCAGCCAGGGCUGCACUUGGCCUGGGCCGCGCAGGGCGCCGUUCAGACCCACCACCUUCACAGCCCCACGGCCGCCUCAACCGAUGUGCCCAGCACAGCAGACAUCUUUGGUGCUGAAUCCGGGCUGGGCCUGCUUGAUGAUCCCUGCACCUGCCCACCAGGUGCUGCCCAGUGGCAUGCCCACGCCGACGCAGCGCUGUGGCGGGUGCCGCCGCUGCUGGCAGCAGCGCUGCCGCCAGUGCCGCCAGGACUGCCAGGCCCAGGCAUCACCUGUAGCAUGAAAGCCGAGGCAAGCACCGCCAGCGGCGGCAGCAGCGAAACCGGCGUGGACGACGGCAGCAGCGCGGGCGCCACUGGCCAGCCGCUAGGCGCCCUCGACCGCUUCUCCUGCCGGGUGCCGGGCUGCAGCCGGGAGCUUAAAGUCGGCUUCCUCCAGAGGUGCCGGUGCUGCGAGUUUCACUCCAGGGAGCCCCAGCUAGAGCUGCACGGAGUGACCAGCCGCUUCUGCCAGCAGUGCGGUUUCUUCCAUGCGCUAGAGGAGUUCGAUGCGCAGCGGCGCAGCUGCCGGCGCAGCCUGGAGCGGCACCGCGUGUGCCGCCGGCUGCGCCGCCAGCGGGCGGCGGAGCAGAAGGCGCGCGAGGCGGCGGCGGGCACGGUGGGCGAUGCAGCCUGCCAGGCGGAGGGCGAGGACCAGAGCGGGGAGUCGCUGCCCACCCCGCAGCUGGAGGAGGAAGUGCCGGCUGCCGCCAAGGGCCGCUCCAAGCGCAGCCGGCGCAAGGGGCCGGCGGUGGUGGCGGCGGCGGUGGCUGCGGCUCAGCGGGCGGCUGCCCAGGACCAGCCCCAGGCCCAGCCCCGCCGCCACUCCCCGCAGCUGUCGGCUGGGGCUGAAGACAGCACGAUGCAGGUGCCGCAGGUGCAGGCAGAGCCGGCGCAGCAGCAGCAGGGGUCGGGCAGCCAGCGCGGCUCCCGCAAGCGCUGGUCGGCGGCACUGGCUGCCUCGCCUGCAGCCUCGCCGCCAGACGUCGCCACCCUGCCGCUGCUGGCCCCACCCUGCGCCCUGCCCUCCGAGACCCCCUCCGUCGCCACCGUGGAUGGACCAGAGGCGGAGGAGGCCUGGCAGCUGGGCUGCGGCCAGGCCGCCGCCGCAGCUGCCGCGGCGGCGGCACAGCUGGGGCCAGAUGCAGCCCUGCCGCCGCCGCACUGGGCCGCCCGCGCGCUCGCGGCGGCGGACGUGGCGCAGCAGGCAGCCCCGGCGGCGGCGCAGCCCUGCCUGCCGCCGCCGGCGCCCGGCGCCCGCCUGCCGGCCCUGCUCUUCUCCGAUCCGUGGGUGACGUGCGCCCUGCCGCCGCCGCCGCCGCUGCCGCUGGUGGAGGAGGCGAUGGCGAUUCUGCGAGCGCCCACGCCCGUGUUCAACGAUGUGCCCUCUCAUGCGGAGAUGCUGGAGAUUAACGCAGAGCUGGGGCUGCUGGACAUCAUCGGCCACCCGCCCCACCCCGGCCACUCCGCCACUGGCGCCACCCCCGCCUGGCUGCGCCUGCACUGGGCGCUGCAGCAGCAGCAGCAGGAGCGGGAGCAGCGUGCCGUGUGGCUCACUGCCCAGCAGCAUUGA